AUGCUGUCCGCUGUUGAGCUACCGCUUGUCCCUGAGGGGCAGUUUAACUUGGCGAAUCUCACAAACGUCGACUGCGCUGAAGGUCACCGCGGUCGCAGCACGAUUGCGCUUUUGAGUUUUUACGACACGUUUCCAAAUUUCAACGGCGUUGCCAUAGCCUUUGAGACUGCUAGCAACGAUGUCGACAUUGAACUCGAAGAACGCGACAAGCUGACAUUUAUCGAAAGCAACUUGCCAGCGUUCUACGACUACGCCCUGCACGAUGAGGCCGAAGAUGAUCCGUCGGGCAGCGAAGAGCAGAGGAGUGGAGUGGAACAGUAUGCAGAAUACAACCUAAGGUUUAUGGUCUCAUUUUGA
Messenger RNA from Aphanomyces invadans, 357 nucleotides. RefSeq lists its product as hypothetical. The transcript is spliced from 3 exons. Lineage: Eukaryota; Oomycota; Saprolegniomycetes; Saprolegniales; Verrucalvaceae. The record is from RefSeq and is a predicted model, not a curated record. The coding region runs from base 1 to 357 and encodes 118 amino acids.